AUGACUACCAUACCGCCUGCAUCGCCAGCACCUUCAAUUCCAUCUCUAACUUACAAUCAAACUGUUCGCGGAAUAACCGAGUUCAUCGAAGUCGCCAUUCAUACGAUUCUCUAUGUCCGUCAGGUCUAUCCUGCCGAGCUCUUUAUUCGUCGCAAAAAAUAUGACACUCCGGUAUUUCAAUCCCGACACCCCGCGUUGAACGCGUAUAUAAGCGGAGCAGUGAAAGCCCUUGGGGAGGAAUUAGUCAAUGGAAAUCUCGACAAAGUGGUCGUAGUAAUAAAGAACAAAGAAGAGAAGGCGUUGGAAAGAUUCAUGUUUUCGGUCGAGAACAUGAUUCAAGUAGAGAAAUUUGACAAAGACAUCAGCGUCGAAGGAGCCAUGUCCUCUCUUGCACUAGGACAAUAUUUCCGCUCAUUCCUUGUCAAAUUGAGCAUGAUUGAAGCGCAACUGGGACAGAGGUAUCUUGGAGAUGAUGUCUCGUUUGCCAUCCUUAUGGAACUCAAGGAUGAUAUGAAGCCUUCGUUACCAGUGGGAUCCAAAGAGCCUCCGCCAUGGAUUCCCGCCGACCAACAGCACACCACCUCGGGGGCGAGUGAGGACGCGGAGCUGCAUGUGGUGAGAGCUGUUAGCACAGGGAUCAUCAAUCUGUCGCUCGUAGUACAAGAAUCUGACGUCAAGUUGGGAUUGGAUUCAGAUACGGAGAGGUCGCGAUUGGGAAAGGGCAAAACUCGGGUUCCCUGA
Lentinula edodes (shiitake mushroom) is the source of this 741-nucleotide messenger RNA. RefSeq names its product spindle checkpoint protein. The record is from RefSeq and is a predicted model, not a curated record. The transcript has 6 exons. The coding region runs from base 1 to 741 and encodes 246 amino acids. Gene Ontology annotation, cellular component: zeta DNA polymerase complex. Lineage: Eukaryota; Fungi; Basidiomycota; Agaricomycetes; Agaricales; Omphalotaceae.